Paramecium tetraurelia is the source of this 621-nucleotide messenger RNA. RefSeq lists its product as uncharacterized. Lineage: Eukaryota; Ciliophora; Oligohymenophorea; Peniculida; Parameciidae. Gene Ontology annotation, cellular component: plasma membrane. The record is from RefSeq and is a predicted model, not a curated record. Gene Ontology annotation, biological process: zinc ion transmembrane transport. Gene Ontology annotation, molecular function: zinc ion transmembrane transporter activity. The transcript has a single exon.
AUGGAUAUUGAUUAUUUGUUUGCCAUAAAAGUAGUUAGUAUGAUAGUGAUGUUUUUGAUGAUUAUUGUAAUGGGGAAUAUUCCCUUGAGAUCUACAGCUUUUAAGGGAAAUCAAUUAUUAUUAGAAUUGACGGGAGCUUUUUCUGGAGGACUAUUUUUAUCAGUCGGGAUUAUACAUCUGCUACCUGAGUCUAUGAAACAGUUUCAUUUGAAUUAUAAGGCAUAGGAGAUAGAAUCCUUUAAUGAAUUCCCUUAUGCCUGUUUAAUAACAGUGUUAAGUUUUGCCUUGAUUUUGUACAUUGAAAAAAUAGCCUUCAUUCAUGAUCAUACUAUUGAUGAAAGUCAUUCUCAUUAAAUAGCAGUGAUAAAUCAACAGGAUAUUUUUGGGGAAUUGGAGAGUCCAGAAACAGCAAAGCAAUAAAUCCAAUAAAUUAAAGAGUAGAAUGAAAUACAGGUCAAUUCUUUGACUCCUUAUAUAUUAUAAUUUGCCAUAGGUAAAGAUUUAUGUAAUGAGGAAUUCAUGCAUUCUUUGAGGGUUUAGCAAUAGGAAUAGAAUAACAAGUACCUCAAUGUUUAGGUAUUGCCUUAGCAGUAAUUUGUCAUAAGUGGGCAGAAGGUUUGA